Molecule: messenger RNA, 1060 nt
Organism: Lactuca saligna
Lineage: Eukaryota; Viridiplantae; Streptophyta; Magnoliopsida; Asterales; Asteraceae
Source: the annotation of a GenBank genome assembly
UAUGAAUCCAAAAUAGCAGUUCAAAAUAAAUUCAAUUAACACCCAACGUUGCGUUACCCUCCCUUUUUCCCUGGUUCUUUGAAAAUUGAAAACAAACCAACCGGUAAGAAGAACCGAAGAAAAGGAGGUAGUUUCAAGAUGGCGGCAACUGAUGAAGCAUUGGAGUCACUUCUAUCCGAUUUCGAUGAGAUACACAAUGAUUUCUGCGAGGGAAUCGUUAAGAUUCAAUCUCUUCAAUCAAGCUGCAAAUCCGAAAUCAAAAAGCGAGAAGCGCUUGAAUUCACCGCCAACGCUCUCAAAUCAGUCCUUUUAGAAAAUGAGAGAGUGAUGAAGCUGUAUACAGAAUCCAUCAACAAACUGGCUAAUCAGCUUGAAUGUAGGAAUAACUGUCGCAGCUUGAAAGAGGAACUGAAGAGGGUGAAUGAUGAACAUAUCAGGAAAGAGAAUGAGUUGAGAAAUGCAAUGAGUCUGCUUAAGCAUGAUUAUGAGAAGAGAAUAAAAGAGCUAGAGGUUCAAAUCAAAGAUUCCAUAGCUCAGAAAACAGCAAACGAAUCGACCAUUAAUCAACUCCACCAAGAUUUAGGUGCACAUAGAAACCAUGUUGAAGCUUUAUCAAAAAGAUUGGAUCGAGUCCACUCCGAUGUGGAAAUGAAAUAUCAAUAUGAGAUACAAGAUUUGAAGGAUUGUCUUAUGAUGGAGCAGGAAGAGAAAAACGGGUUGAACAGGAAGCUCCAAAGUCUAGAAAAAGAAUUACUGAUUAGCAGAACAAAGUUGGGUGAAUCUGAAAACAAACAGGAAAUGAAUUCAAAUAGGCACGUUGAAACUCUGAAGCAGAAGGUAAUGAAACUAAGGAAGGAGAAUGAGGUUCUUAAAAGACAACUAACUACUUGAGUUGAAACAAGACUCUGACUCAUCUUUCAUUUAGUUUGGUAAGUUCGUGAUAUCUGCAAAUAUAAGAUAAGUCUGUUAACAAUUUUUCAAUCACUGAAAUCUACUAUUGUGUGUGUGUGUGUAUAGAAUAUGACAUGCUUCAGUAAACACAUUAUAGUUCAAGCCUUUU